AAAAAGCCCUGUAUAUUACAUUUAAAUUCAAAUUUUCCCCAAACUCAAUUUAUUUUUAUUUCAAGAGGGACUAAGAGAGACAAGAGAGACAGGAACCUGAAAAUAUGGCAACGUUGCAGAAGUUCAAGCUGCUCGCAACCGAAUGCGGAGUGGCUCAGAGUCCAACGCGAAGCCCGAGAACAAGUCCUGUUGUUCAUCUCCGUCGUAAGAAAACCACUCUCCGUAUGCUGCUCAGCCGAAGCUCAGGCUCUGGCCGCCGGUCACCUCCCAGACAUGAGCGACCUCCGAUUCAUUGCCAACCGAGAAUCGCUGCACCGCUGCCAGAGAAAAAGAGAGAUACAUUAAAGGACUUGUUCGUGUCAUCGCCGUCAUUUGAGGAUGAAGAAAACAAAGGCAAGGUUAGAGAGAUGAUUGGAGGCAAGUGUGAAGUGUUUACAAUGAGAGUGAACGGUUUGGCAGGUGAACCGGCCGAUUCGCCUAGACAGGGAUGGAUCGGGUUUAGACAUAGGUCUCUGAUAAGGAGAGCUUGGCGGCCUAUACUGGUUGCCAUUCCAGAGGAUGAGUAGAAUUAAUUUGACCCACAGCCUCUCUGAUGUAGUAAAUAAUUUUCAGUUAAAUCGAAAAUUUCGUGGGUUUUUUUUUUAA
Molecule: messenger RNA, 645 nt
Organism: Hevea brasiliensis (rubber tree)
Lineage: Eukaryota; Viridiplantae; Streptophyta; Magnoliopsida; Malpighiales; Euphorbiaceae
Exons: 1
Coding region: 105-566 (153 amino acids)
Source: RefSeq, a predicted model, not a curated record